GACUCUUCCAGAGCCUUCCGAAUCCUUCCCCGCACUCCUACUUCCUCGGCUCCACACCCGGCCAGCGAGUCCCGUUCCAAUCCAACCCGCAACCCCGCAAGUCGCGCGUCUCAGGCGAACCCGGUUCCGGCGUCCUGUGAUCCAACCUCUCCCGCCCUUCCGUGUCCGGCGGCCUCUCCACGAUUCCAGCCCCGCGCGCGAUGUCGACGCAGUCCAUCUCGCCCACCUCCGCCUCCGCGCAGUUUGCUUACGCUGCUGCCGGUGCGGCGGCGGCGGCGGCUCCGUCCUACUUCCCCGUCCCCUUCCACCUCCAGACCGCGCAGUACCCCACCUGGCCGAUAACGGCCCCCGCGGCCGCCACCCCGCCGACUUACAACGCCGUCUAUCCCAUGCCCCAGGUCCAGCAGGCACAUCAGCUGUUUCAGAAAGACUCACAGAUAAUCAGCCCAGAAGCUCUAGCCACUGUAAAGGCUGCUAUUGCAGAUAGUGAAAUAGAGAAGAAGGUAGAAGCAAACAGAAAGGCAGUACCACGAAAGGCGGCUGGGCAAUCUUGGGAGGACCCAACGUUAGCUGAUUGGCCUGAAAACGAUUUCCGUUUGUUUUGUGGUGAUCUUGGAAAUGAAGUGAAUGAUGAUGUUCUUACCAAGGCGUUUUCAAAAUAUCCAUCCUUCAAUAUGGCUAGGGUUAUACGAGAUAAGUCUACCGGUAAGACUAAAGGCUAUGGCUUUGUUAGUUUUGCCAAUGCUUCGGAUCUUGCUGCAGCACUGAAAGAGAUGAACGGUAAAUACGUUGGAAAUCGACCAAUCAAGCUACGCAAGAGCACAUGGAAGAAUAGAAUAGACUAUGAAGCUUUGCAUAAGCUGAAGACCGGACCACAGAAGAAGCUCAAAGCACAGAAAAGAAGUGUUCUACAUAAGUGAAGUGCAUAAAUCUCCUAGUUUGUCAUCACAGUAUUAUGUUCUGUGGCAGCCAACGUAGCGUUCAAGUCUGCGCCAUUGCAUGUGUCAGUUUGGUCAGAUAGCAAUGUAGCAUGAGAUAAAUUGCGUGUCUGAUGCCUCCCAAUUUAUGAUUGUGAGGUGUAAAUAUUCUGAUUGUUGGUACCGUUUUGUGAACACUAUGAUGGGCUGCUGGUGAACUCUGCAUUUCGAUGACUUGUGUGUCGAUGUUAAUGUGAUGAAGUGCUCUCCUGGUUUCAACA
Messenger RNA from Brachypodium distachyon (stiff brome), 1198 nucleotides. RefSeq names its product RNA-binding protein 42. The record is from RefSeq and is a predicted model, not a curated record. Gene Ontology annotation, molecular function: mRNA binding. The transcript has 6 exons. Lineage: Eukaryota; Viridiplantae; Streptophyta; Magnoliopsida; Poales; Poaceae. Bases 201 to 920 code for a protein of 239 amino acids.